ACCCCCUUCAAAGAGUCGUGGGUUGUUGGUCCCCAAGACACUGAAUUCUACACACGCACUUAUGACGUCCACCCAGCUUUACCUCGCCCUCAAGCACAUAUCGUUUAUGUGCAUGGACACUCCGAACACAUUGGAAGAUAUGAACUCAUUUUCCCUCAGUGGACUGCGAGGGGCAUUUCUGUCUUUGCUUUCGAUCAGAGAGGGUUUGGGCGAACAGUGCACGAUCGAUGGCAUAACGAACGGUACUCCGUUUCGAGCUGGGAGCAGCAAAUGAACGACCUUGCGUUUUUCAUUCGGCGUGAGAAGGACAGGGUUGGAGAUGUCCCUGUUUUCCUCGUUGGUUAUUCAAUGGGAGGUGGAGCGUCUCUUUCGUUCCCUUGUAGACCUCACCCUCACGAGGGAAUAGUCAAGUUAAUUAAGGGAAUCAUUGCUGUUUCGCCAUCGAUUGGUCCCGGCAUAAAGAAGGGACUGCACACAGCUCCCGAUCAAGGCGACAGAAUGGAAAUAAACUGGGGGCUCCUUUCACAGUUCCUAUCAAAAGAUAACCGAGUGUCCUUGGCUGUCCGAGCGGAUCCGUUUAUAAAAUCGGCUUGCCAUGCAGGCCUUGCGAAGGAUAUCUGGGACAAUGGCGCUCAAUUAUUGGGCAAGCACUAUGACAGAUGGCCUGAGGACCUUCCCGUUCUCGUUGUCCACGGAAGUGGUGACAUCAUCACAUCUUAUGCAGAUUCCAAGGCAUUUAUCGAAAAACUCAGGGCGAGCGAUAAGCGCUAUUCCUUGAUUCCCGGCGGUUUCCACGAGUUACAUCAUGAACCGGAUGGCGUAGGAACGAACUUUAUCAACGAGUGCAUAACCUGGGUGAUCACUCAUGCAUAA
Messenger RNA from Cantharellus anzutake, 873 nucleotides. Its product is annotated as Alpha/Beta hydrolase protein. The record is from RefSeq and is a predicted model, not a curated record. The annotation marks the transcript as partial. Gene Ontology annotation, cellular component: membrane. Lineage: Eukaryota; Fungi; Basidiomycota; Agaricomycetes; Cantharellales; Hydnaceae. The transcript has 7 exons. Gene Ontology annotation, molecular function: lipase activity.